Molecule: messenger RNA, 1255 nt
Organism: Myripristis murdjan (pinecone soldierfish)
Lineage: Eukaryota; Metazoa; Chordata; Actinopteri; Holocentriformes; Holocentridae
Gene: drg2
Product: developmentally regulated GTP binding protein 2
Exons: 14
Coding region: 159-1253 (364 amino acids)
Molecular function (GO): GTP binding; GTPase activity
Source: RefSeq, a predicted model, not a curated record
UAAAAUAUGUGGGGAACUAAUGUAGUUUGACAUUAGAUUUUGUUUCUGCCGGAAGUUGACGAGCACGGAACUUCGGGUUCCGGUUGGUGAUGUCACGUAUCUGUCCAUGCUGCGGAGUGUACCCUGAAUUAAAGUUGUAGCCCGUCUGCCUCGCCGCCAUGGGGAUCUUGGAGAAGAUCGCAGAAAUAGAGAGAGAAAUCUCUCGGACACAGAAAAAUAAAGCCACUGAGUACCAUCUGGGCUUGCUGAAGGCCAAGCUAGCUAAGUACAGAGCUCAGCUGCUGGAGCCUUCCAAAUCAGCCGGAGCCAAAGGGGAAGGCUUCGAUGUCAUGAAAUCUGGAGAUGCCCGUGUCGCUCUAAUCGGUUUCCCCUCUGUGGGUAAGUCCACCUUCCUUAGUUUGAUGACAUCAACAGCCAGUGAAGCUGCGUCCUAUGAGUUCACCACUCUCACCUGCAUACCUGGUGUCAUCGAGUACAAAGGGGCCAACAUCCAGUUACUGGAUUUGCCAGGAAUCAUUGAGGGUGCCGCGCAAGGUAAGGGUAGAGGUCGGCAGGUCAUUGCUGUUGCCAGAACAGCGGAUGUAGUCAUCAUGAUGUUGGACGCCACCAAAGGAGACGUUCAGAGAGCACUUCUAGAGAAAGAGCUGGAAUCAGUGGGCAUCAGACUCAACAGGACAAAACCAAAUAUCUAUUUCAAGCCCAAGAAAGGUGGCGGCCUCUCCUACAACUCCACCGUUCCUCUCACCCACUGCUCAGAGAAGCUCGUUCAGCUCAUCCUCCAUGAAUACAAAAUUUUCAAUGCAGAGGUCCUCUUCAGGGAGGACAGCACACCGGACGAGUUCAUUGAUGUUAUCGUCGGAAACAGAGUUUACAUGCCGUGCCUAUAUGUGUACAAUAAGGUGGAUCAAAUCUCUAUCGAGGAGGUGGACCGCCUGGCUCGCAGACCUCACAGUGUUGUCAUCAGUUGUGGGAUGAAGUUGAACCUGGAUUACCUUCUUGAGACGCUGUGGGAAUACUUGGCUCUUAUUUGCAUUUACACCAAGAAAAGAGGAGAGCGCCCUGACUUCAGUGAUGCCAUCAUUAUGAGAAGAGGAGCAUCUGUAGAACAUGUGUGUCACCGAAUCCACAGAACUUUAGCCAGCCAGUUUAAAUAUGCCCUGGUUUGGGGAACCAGUACCAAGUACAGCCCUCAGAGGGUCGGGCUGACACACAUCAUGGAGCACGAGGAUGUCAUCCAGAUCGUUAAGAAGUAAAA